This is a messenger RNA of Carassius auratus (goldfish), 2355 nucleotides long. Its product is annotated as cytosolic phospholipase A2 gamma-like. The transcript has 15 exons. Gene Ontology annotation, biological process: glycerophospholipid catabolic process. The record is from RefSeq and is a predicted model, not a curated record. Gene Ontology annotation, molecular function: calcium-dependent phospholipid binding; calcium ion binding. The coding region runs from base 70 to 1719 and encodes 549 amino acids. Gene Ontology annotation, cellular component: nuclear envelope; cytosol; nucleoplasm. Lineage: Eukaryota; Metazoa; Chordata; Actinopteri; Cypriniformes; Cyprinidae.
UUUCAGCUGAUACGAGAGACAACAACUGCUGUUUUUAUUUAUCGGUGAAUCUCAGGAUUUACAAGAACAAUGAGGGCAUCCAAACUUCAGGAAAGCGGAGAGGUGAGAAUCGCACAUUCUCUACAUAAAAAUGAGGAGGAGUUUGUAGUCAGAAGGAGAGAAACUGUUUUUCAAAGCCUGCAGAAACUCGGAAAACACUGCAGUCAGGAUGCGGUGCCAAACAUUGCAUUACUGGGUUCUGGAGGAGGACAAAGAGCCAUGGUGGGUUUGCUGGGAUCCCUGGAUCAGCUUGAUAAAGCGGGUCUUCUGGACUGCAUCCUUUAUCUGAGCGGAGUCUCUGGAUCCACCUGGUGCAUGGCCUCCUUAUACCAAGAACCAGACUGGUCCACCAAACUAGAGACUGUGAAGGAUAAAAUCAUCAGGAGACUCAGCGGUCCUGCAGUCAGCUGGGGAGACGCAUUUGACAAACUGAAGAAAUAUUACUAUGAGAAAGAGCACUUCAGCUUGACUGACGUCUGGGCAGCGAUGGUCGUCACUACAUAUGUGAAAGAGAUUGAUGAACGGACACUCUCAGAUCAGUGGGACCAGCUCAGAAAAGACCCGUUUCCCAUCUAUGCAAUAAUGGACAAGCAAAGCAAACAGGAGGAGGCACAAGACCCCUGGUUUGAGAUCAGUCCACUUGAAGCGGGUUAUUCUCUCACUGGAGCGUUUGUGAAAACCUCUAGCUUCGGCAGCAAGUUUAGCAAAGGUUCAAAGAAAAAAGACCAUCCUGAAACAGACAUGCUUUACCUGCAAGCUCUGUGUGGCAGCGUUUUAGCUGAUGGAGACGAGAAUAAGAAAUUCAUCUGGAAAAAAAUAAAAGAUUUCUUUCAACAUUCAAUAACUAAGAAAAGGAGUGAAGAUCCUAAAGACCCAUCUGAGGAAAAGGGUUUCCAGGUGCUCAUGGAUCUUGUGGACAUGAAUCUCGAUGUUUUGAAUGGCAAAGAUCCUUCUGCUCUUGAUCAAUCCAUCAGAAGCACACUGAACGAGCUCAGUGGAGGCAAACGCCGGGUGAUUUUGCCAACAGAAAAACUGAAUCUCGCCGAUAAAAAGGCUGCAGAACUGCAUAUGAAGCAAUACACUGAAGAUGUGUGUAAGAAUUUGAGUCUUUGGGACAGGUUUCCUGUUUUGGCUCUUUUCUCGAGCAUUUGUAUAUGCAUGACUCAGUGGACCUGGGGCAGGAAAUAUAACUUCCUUCACGAAAUGACAGAUGAAGCAGUGCCUGCUGCUCUUCUGGAAGGUGAGACGAGAGACUAUAUGGACGCCGGAGUGUUGCUGAACUCACCCUACUUCUCAGUGCUGAGAGAAGAACGAGACAUAGACCUCAUCAUUUCCCUGGAUUUCAGUGAAGCCGAUCCUUUCAAGACAGUGAGAGAAGCUGCUGAGAUGUGUAAGAAGCUAAACAUCCCUUUCCCUGAAGUCAACAUUCCCAGUGAAGACCUGAAGAACCCAAAGGACUUCUAUGUGUUCAAAGGCACAAACACUCCAACCGUGAUUCACAUCCCUCUGUUUAAUGUGGUCAACUGUGGAGAUGAUGUUGAGACCUGGAAGAAAAAUUAUGCCACCUUACAAGGUUCUUACAGCGCUGAGAUGAUCACUAAUCUUAUGGAGGUUGCUGGAAAAAACAUCUCAAACAACAGAGAGAAACUGCUGGAGCAGAUUGAUGCAGUCGUCGGGUAGAAAGGACACAACUAAUGACAGUCAUUGUGAAAUGAGGCAAAGUCCUCACUGUUUGUUUACAUGUUUUUAUUUUAUUUUUUAUUUUUAGGUAAAAUUAUGUUCCAGUUAGACUUAAUGUUGAUACAUUUUCCAGGUGAAAUAACUGAUUUAAAGUUGUUCUUUAGUCAACUUAUAUUCAGACCAUUGUUUCACCAAACUAUUUUAUUGAAAACCACUGAUAACCACUCACUCAUUUAGUCGACAUAUAUCUAUAUAGUUCAUAGGAAUCAGAAUGUAGGUGGGCCCAGAGAUAAUCAGGUGGGCCUAGCCUAAAAUGCAUCUGUUAUUAAAAAAGUCUAACAUAACUAUACCUGCUUGAACACACCACCGUUUAAUUAAGCAUUAGCCUGUAAUUAUGUCAUAGGCAGUGUUUUCAUAGGAAAAUGUAGACUCCCUUACUUUUGAUGGUAUACUAAUGUUUCUGCUUUGUAUUCAGUUCAGCUACAUCAAUUACUGGAUGCCUUUGUCCGUAUUAAGGAUUUCCAGGCAUGUCAUAAGUCGAGUAUGAAUGAAACAUACACUGCAGGAGAGUGUUUAGCACUUAAUGUUCACAUCGCCUCAUUUUGGAUAUGAAUAAAGUGUAAUGCGCAUAAAGCC